This is a messenger RNA of Tripterygium wilfordii, 1057 nucleotides long. RefSeq lists its product as uncharacterized. Lineage: Eukaryota; Viridiplantae; Streptophyta; Magnoliopsida; Celastrales; Celastraceae. The record is from RefSeq and is a predicted model, not a curated record. Bases 197 to 814 code for a protein of 205 amino acids. The transcript has 6 exons.
AAGACUAUUGGGUUUUUAGGGCAUGUGGGAUUGAUCUAAGUCAGCAGAAGGCUUCAAUAUAUACAGUAAACCUUCAAUUCUUUGAUGUGGUCAUUAUAUAAAGAACCAUAGAAAUCACUCAUCUUCAUAAUCUUCAACUAGUGGGUCUUUCUCAAAUUUUCUCUUAGGUUACUGAGAAAAACAAAAAUAUUCUGUUAUGGCUUCCUCUAAAGGCAUAACUUUCCUAGCUUUGCUUCUUGUAUUGCUUCCAAUGGUUGCCAUGGGAGAUGACUGGCUACCUGCCUUUUAUGACAAGGUGUGUGAACAAGUAAAUUGUGGGAAGGGGACUUGUGUAGCGAACAUUACAUAUGCAUUCAGCUACAUAUGUGAAUGUGAGCCUGGUUGGAAGAGAACCCGAUACGACGAUGUCGAUGAAGCUGCUCCAUUUCUUCCUUGUGUGAUUCCAAACUGUACUCUGGAUUACACGUGCCAGCCGGCUCCACCUCCGGUUCCAGCGAAAGAAGUUCCAAACAACAUAUCUUUCUUCGAUCCUUGUUAUUGGGCGUACUGUGGAGAAGGAAGUUGCACGAAGAACAAAACAUACAACUACGAAUGUUCUUGCCAAUCCGGGUUCUUUAAUCUCCUCAACAGCACUUACUUCCCCUGCUACAGCGAUUGUACAAUUGGAUCGGAUUGUUCAAGUCUCGGAAUUAAAGUUGCAAAUCAAGAAACAACCCCUGGAAGUGGUGGCAGCCAAGCAACAUCAAUCCUGCCAGGGAAGUUUCACUGGAUGAUCAUAUUGGUCAUGUCAAUGGCUUUGUUUCUGAAGAAUUAGUACACCAUGUUUUGAUGCAAUUAGUCCAGCCAGCUCGAGCAUCCGCGUUUCGUUAUGGAAUUGAUAUUUUAUGAUUAUUAUUGUUGUCUUCCAGAUUCUUGUGCUUAUAGUUGGUAUGAAUAAGGCAGAGCAUAUACCUAGGUGGACAACAUUAUUGUUGUUUGUUAUACAUGCUAUAAUUGAAUAUUUGACUUUUAUGGAUUUGUUUGUUCUAUUUGCUAUGCUACAAAUAUUGAUGAGGUA